Diatraea saccharalis (sugarcane borer) is the source of this 12036-nucleotide messenger RNA. The record is from the annotation of a GenBank genome assembly. Lineage: Eukaryota; Metazoa; Arthropoda; Insecta; Lepidoptera; Crambidae.
UUGCAAAGCGGUAUAAAUGGCAUAAGCUUCAGCUGUAAAUAUAGAUGAGUUUAUGUCCAAACUAAAACAUCUUCCAAAUUUAGCUUUUGAAUCAUAAUAUGCAGCCUUCGUAUUUUUUUCUGUCUUCGAACCAUCUGUGUAAAUUUUGCGAUGUGCAGGUUUUUCAGUGUCUAUGAAUCUUAGAAACUCCGUAUUGUUUACAAUUCUAACAUGACAAACUUUAGGAGUAGUCAAAUGAAUUUCUGUUGUACUGAAAUCCCAAUUAACCCUAUGGUCUAUGUGUUUACAUAUCAACUUCAAUUCCUUCAAAUAUUCACAUUGUAAAGAUUGAUUACAUUCAUACAUAUAACAAUACAUUUUAUUUGCUAAAAUUCUUAUAAACAUUUUUUCAAAGAGAUACCGAAAUCUGACAUAUAUAGGAGGUAUGCCUGCUUCAAUUUCUAGAGAGUUUAUAGGCGUGGAACAGAUAGCUCCUGUAAUAAUUCUUAGGCCCCUAUUUUGUAUGAUUUCUAAUUUACGAAACAAAGUUGAAUUAAUAUAAUUUCCAUAAGCUACUAAUGCAUAAUCAUAAUGGCUUCUAACUAUUGCUUUAUAUAAAAUAUUCAAAAUUUUAGGAUCCAUUCCCCAAGUUACACUAGCUAAAUGUCGCAUUAUAUUUACAGACCUCUGCAUUUUACAGACAAUUUUAUUUACAUGACGAUCAAAAUUAAGUUUCGUGUCAAACACUAAACCUAAGAACACUUUUUCUUGGACAGUCGCAAUAUUUACUGAACUAUAUACAAUAUUUACAGAAUUUAAAUAAUCAUUUUUCUUAUUAAAUACCAGAACAGAACUUUUAUUUGGAUUAAUAUCUAAUUUUAAUUUGUCUUUGUAAUACGAAUGAAAGUGACGUAAUGCUUCAUUUAAAGUUGAUUCUGCUUGUAAUAAGUUCUUAUUAGAUGUAUACAACACAAUAUCAUCAGCAUACUGAAGAACAGAUAGUUGUGGGAUUGAUACAAAUCUAUGAAUUUGUGAUGUAUAUAAUAAAUAUAUUAAAGGUGAUAAUGUCGCUCCUUGCGGUAAGCCCUUGAAAGCCGUUUUAGGACCAUGUAAACUGUUAUUAAACUUAAUGAAAACUGUUCGGGAGUAAAAGAAGUUAAAAAUCCAUUUACAAAUUUUGCCAGGUAUAUUGAAGCUGUGUAGUAUUUCAACUAAGGUUGAUAAAUCAACGUUAUCAAAAGCUCCACUUACAUCGAGAAAAGUACUAACUAAAUAACUGUCAUGAUCAAACGAAUCCUGUAUGUCACCGCAAAAUUUUAAUAUGCUAUCUAUUGUACUACGGCCUUUACGAAAUCCGAAUUGAUCAUGGGGUAAAAUUAAUCUAGACUCUGCAUACAAUUCUAUUCUUGUUUUUAGCAUAUUUUCAAAGAUUUUACUCACACAUGAUGAUAAAGAUAUGGGACGAUAUGAAUCAGCACACUUAGGAUCUUUAUCUGGUUUUAAAAUAGGGACAACUGUAAUAACUUUCCAUGUUUCAGGUAUUAACCCGUUGUUCCAUAAAUCGUUCAAAACUUUUAAUAAAAUAGACUUAGCGUUUGGAUCAAGACGUUUUAUUAAAAUAUAAGGUAUAUUAUCUAAACCUGGGGAGGUAUCUUUUUUAUUAGUUAAAGACAAGUUAAAUUCUGCUUGUGAAAAGGGUAAUGCAAGGUGAGAAUUGAAUUCAUUAUAUUGAAAAAAAUAUUUUAAUUGAUCUGUAUUAACUGGAGGUUGAUAGGGAGCAAUUUUCUGUAAAAAAUCUUGUAAAAACGUUUCAUCUCUGGCUUUCGGUGAUGAAUUUUUGUGAUUAAGAAUUUUAACAAAUCUCCAAAUGCAACUAAUUGGUGUAUUUCUAUCAAAACUAGAGCAUAAGUUUUUCCAACUUAUUGCCUUCUCCUGUUUAAUUAUUAAUUUUUUCGACGCUUCUAUUUUCUUAUAUAGUAAAUAAUUUUCUAUAGAUGGAAACCGUCUAUACAUCUGUAAAGCAAAUCUAGCCUCUUUCACUGCAUUCGAACAGGAUUCAUUCCACCAAGGCAUUGGUUUAUGAAGCUUUGAUUUAUUAUUGCUAUCAAUUUUAUGUACAGGAAUAAACUCAUUUCUUAAUCUAUCUAAUAAAAUACAGAAUUUAUCAUAUGCUAGAAGGGGUUCUUGUUCGUAUUUUAUGUCAGUAAAGUAAGUACCAGAUUUAAUUGUAUAGCCUGUCCAGUCCGCUUUUUUGUAUAAAAACUUUUCUGUACGAUAAGAAUUGUCAUAUAUAUUAUGAUCAAUGUUUAAAUUGACUAUUGUGGGAAAAUGAUAACUUCCUAGUGUAUCUUCAUUGUAAACAGACCAAUCUGCUGAUGGUGCUAGAGUAGGUGAUAUAAAUGCAAUGUCAAUAGCAGAUGCAAUUUGAUUCGGACGAGCAAGUGUCGUAGUUUGACCAUCGUUUAGUAUGUACAUAUUAAGUUCAUCUAACAUAUCAUAAAUCUGUAUGCCUCGAGGCUUAUUGUUAGAGCAUCCGAAUGCUGUAUGAUGGGCGUUAAAAUCACCCAUCACUAACAUCGGUGAUCUGAUUGACUGGAUAGUUUCUUUUAAAAUGUUUAUAGGAAAUCGACCACUACGAGGAGGACAAUAUACACCAAGAACUGCAAAACGAUCAUUUUGAGAAAUUUGAACAUUUAAAGCUACAGUCUGAAUUUUAUCGGUGCUAUGAGUAAAUAUUUCAGAACACUGAAUAUGAUUUCUACAUAAAAUGGCAACACCGCCGUAUCCAUUGUCACUGUCUCUUCGAAAAAUUGUAUAACCUCUAAUUCUUAUUAAAUCUGUCGGUUUCAACCAAGUUUCAUUAAGUAUGCAAAUAUCUACUUUUAGUGAAUUUAAUAGCUCGCAAACAAAAGCCAACUUAGGUUUAAGGCUUUGGAUAUUGUGCUGUAUAACAACUAAUGUUUUACUAUCCAUUAUGAGUAACUUUUUUGAUAAACAUCUCUUUUAUAGUGGAAGAAUUAAUUGGUACAAGACAUAGACCAUAGUUCACACGUUCGGGCAGUACAUUACCUGCAAAUGUCACUGAAACAGUCUGCAACGGGACAAUACCAUCAGGAGUUCGUCUAGUAAAUCUGCGUACAGCCAAUAUUUCCUGGGAACUAAUAAGUUUAUCAAAAAGAUGUUUGCAGCUGAGAUCAACAGGGAUAUAUUUAAUAAUUCCUAUGCAUUCUGAAGUUGCAGCUGGGAUGAAAGCUUUAAUUUCAUGCAAUGACAAGAAAGAGGAAUUAGACAACAGAGAAUUUGCAUUCUUUGCAUUAUCAAAGAUAACAGCAUACCGCAAAGCAUUGACUCUUUUGAUUUCUUUCACACCUUUAUUGUACCGACUGAAUAUAUUGUUUAAAUAGAUAGGAUUUUUAUUUCCAAAUUUAAUUGUUUCAUUUGUACUUUGUAUGUAAACUGGAAAUACUGUGCCUGGAGAAUUCUCAGGGUAGCUCCUUAUGUGAUUUUUCUUGAAGUAUGGUGCAUGUUUUACAUCUUCAUCAUCAUCAGAAAAGUCCACCAGAGGACUUGCUUUUCUCUUUUUUUUACCAUGUGUAGGCUCGCUGCCUCCACUAUCUGAACCCAUUGUCAACUUUCAGUACUUAAUAUAAAUGAAGUUUACUUGGAGUUUAACAAUAAAAAUUAAAUAAUUAUUAUUUAAAAGAAAAAGUUGAACCUCCCGCCUCGAAAGUUUCCCGCUGGCAACCCAUAUUAUAAUCAUAGACAAAAUUAUCCUAAGAGCAAAUAGUAAAGACUUGCAUAGAAUAGGCUGGCUGAACCAGUGAAUGAAUUCGGUUGAUUCGGUGUGUUAGUCGAUGUCAGACUUAAAAAUUAUCUAAGAUAAAAAUAUGUAAACUAAUACGGUAGAAAUUUUGCUUGAAAAUUAUUUAAAAGAAGCAAGUUGAUAUAAAUAAUAAAAGGAUCACAAUAGAAUUUGAUAUCAUUAUGAUAAUAUUUUUGUAAACUUUUUUUGAUGACGGAAACGAAACGUGUAUACAAUGUAUUCUCGUGGCAGCCAUUUUAUAGAAAGCGUUUGUCUAUGGUGGCCAAAGAAAGGCGAAGCUAAACAAAAGAUUGCAUGUAGAUAGCGUUUACAUUUUUUUUAGUGAAAUGUGCAUAAAUAGUAAUUUAUUGAAUAUAUUUCUAUGAUUUAAUUAAAUGAGAUCAUAUAUCAUAUGUUCUGUGUAUCACACAAGUUCAUAAAAUGAAGCACAAUGCGUCGUGUAAUGGAGGCCAUUAGGACUAAUAAUUAUGUAUAUUGGCAUACUUACUGUUCUGCAAACCACCUAAAACACGUCUAAAAUUAAGUUUUUAUGUAUUUACUCGUUGUUUUAUGGAUGCAAUAUACAGACCAUGGAUACUUUGUGUAAUGUGAAUAGUGUCCAGUGUAAAUAAACCAUACGUGCAAAUCAUGGCCCAGAACCAAGGGGAGGUUCAAGUGGGUACACCGAGUCAACCUGUGAAAGAUAAAGAUAUAUAUGCGUGUCUUCCGGACAUACGAGGGAAUGGUCCUCUCGGUCCUGACGAAGCGUGUCCUGGUGGUGAAGAGUUACGGUGGCUUCCUGCACAAGCCACCGAUAGAGACUUGGUAAUGUACUUGAGAGCUGCCCGUUCAAUGGCUGCAUUUGCCGGCAUGUGCGACGGCGGUUCUCCCGACGAUGGUUGUGUAGCAGCUAGUCGUGAUGAUACUACUAUAAAUGCUCUGGAUGUGCUUCACGACUCAGGAUAUGACCCUGGUCGUGCUCUACAAGCGCUAGUUAAAUGUCCUGUACCAAAAGGAAUUGAGAAAAAAUGGUCUGAAGAGGAAACUAAACGUUUUGUGAAAGGGAUACGUCAAUUUGGUAAAAACUUUUUUAAAAUUCGUAAAGACUUACUGCCUCAUAAAGAUACAUCAGAGUUAGUUGAGUUUUACUACUUAUGGAAAAAGACACCAGGUGCUAGCAGUAAUAGACCACAUAGAAGACGGAGGCAAGCAUCGCUUAGACGUGUUCGGAACACUAGAAAUUCUCGGGCUGGUACACCAAAAGAACAGACUCCCGAAGCUACUCCAACUGUUCCAGACACAAAUGGCUCAAGGCCAUCACCCAAUCCAAAAGAAGGUGGUGAAAUGAGCUCAGUUACUGAAGACGAAAAUUCAGAAGAAGAUAGUGAUUCUCGAGAUGCUGGUGAUUUGACAAAAUCAGAUAAUGGUAGAACAGGUGAUAAUCCAGAGGACUCUCCCAGUAGAAUGAGAACUAGGAACAAAUCAAAAGAACAAGUGACACCCAAUGGAAAGAAAGGACAGGAUGAAAGUGAUAAUGACUCUAAAUCAAAAACAAAAGGUAGUAAACCAAACACACAAAGCACAAAUAAUAAUGUGUCAGAUAAAGUUUUAUCAUCACCUAUAAGUAAAGAUGCUAAAAAGAAAGUAGCAAAUGGUAAAGUUGAUGUUUCAAAAGUUAAAAAGCGUCUUCCAGAUGAUUUGAAAUUAGAAGGUAUCAUGGAUGGUGAUGUACAAAUGAAGAAGAAAAAGCAAGAUGAACCUCCUGAAAGUCCAUCAGAAAGUUUCACAAAUGAUAGUUUUCCUGCUAUUGAUGAAACUGAGAACACUGAACCAGAACCUGAAGCAUGUGACUUCAGUUUUAAUAAAACAGAAAAAGAAAAUGUUGAACAGAAUAAAGAAUCUGAGUCAGAACCACAACCCAUGAAACCAUCAGAAACACAAGUCAAAAUGGAAACCAAUUUAGAACCAAUAAUCAAAUCAGAAAAAGAUGCUAUACCACCAUUAUUUAAAGUAGCAUUGGAAAAAGAAGAAAGAAGUGUGUUAGAUUUGAAAACUGAUUCAAAUGUACCUAAACACAAUGAUAAUAAUGAGCCAAGAUCAUUGACAAUGCCUAGCGCAAUAUUUCCAAAAACUGAGCUUAAAAUCCCGAAAGUCACUCCAAUGGCUACUGAUUUAAUAGAAAAAAUUAAAAUUAAGGAAGAAAUAGAUACAGAGGAGCUUACCCUUAAUUUACAAAAGGAAGAAUUUCAGAAGGACCCUCUGGCCCACAGUUUUCCAGGACAUCCUAUUAAUCAAACAAAUAAACCUCUUAAUUUGGAGAACACAAAUUUCUUUGUAAAAGAUAGUCAUAUUUACAAUCCUAAACUAAAUCACAAUAUUAAAAUUGAAGGAGGAAUGUCAAAUAAUAUUUUUAAUCCAGUUAAUAUUACAAAAGAAAGUUCUAUUAUAAGGAAUGCAAAGGACUUUUCAAACAGCAUGCCACCAUUUCCAUACGGCUCCAGUAUUAAUUACCCUAAAGAUCCUAAUAAGCAUAAUCCUCAUAUAAAUCCUCUAAAAACUGUCAUCAAAUUAGAACCUAGAGAUGAAACCAGUGAAAUGAAAAAUCAAAAUACUCCAGAAAUAUUUACAGCCACAAUUACCACAGCUAGUAAAGUAGACUCACCUAAUACACCUCGUUUGGAUUCAUUACAAAGAAUAAGUCCUUCACCUACAAACACAAGAAGUUCAUCGCCACCAGCUAUGGAGCAUCCUUCUACAACCAACACUGAACCAAUAUCUCCUGCCAAUUCUCAAGAGACAAAAGACUCUGAUCUUGAUGAUAAACAACCAACCGAUCUUAAGACUCAGCCUAAUCCUAAGCAUGAAAAUCAAACUACUGGCUUGAGAUCUGUUUUCCCGUCACCAGUGCGUCCAGAAAAUAUGGGAGCAAGAUCAACUGAUCCAUCAAAUGUGCCUGUAACAGGACAAAACAUGCCUCCACCUCCUAUGAGUCAACCUUCUAUUACUGGGUUGUUACCACCUGGGCCAUUAAUAUCAGUGGGAAGUGGGUCGAAUGUAGGACCUUAUAGUUUUAUGCCAGCACCAUUGUUUGGACAUUCAAGCCACCCAGGCUUAGAUAAACCGGGCUCACUACCUCCACUAAUACAGCAAGUUCCUCCAUCACAUGGCCAUCCUGGAAGCAGUAUUAUACCUCCACCUUCCAAUCAAAGUGACCCAUCAAUGCCUCAAGAUCUGAAAAUCAAACAAGAAGUGCCUGAUAAUAUGCCAGCAAAUUUAUCUACACAAAAUACAGAUCCUUUACAGUCACUAAAAGAGGUAAAAGUGCCAGGAUAUCCUAUUGGAAGUGCUAUAGCACAACAUUUAAGCACAGAAAGAGAUAGAGAAUCAAUAUCAAGUGUUGAAAAUAAUAGUAGACCACCAAGUCAACCAACCAAUGAAACGCCAAAUAUGCCGAGUGCAUUCCUUGGACCAAGAAUAGAUAGUAUAAAGAAAGAACCAGAUUUUCUACAUCAACCUCACAUGCCAGCUACAAGUCAAGGUAAUGUUUCAGAAGCAGGAAACACUUUACCCCCUGUGAAGAGUCCCCAUACACCUACACCAAUCAAGAGUCAACCAAGUCAUAAUGGGACACCUGGACAUCCUCAUCCGUCUGCAACUACAUCGCCUUUCUCAAGACAUUUGACUAGUCCAUCCCAACCAAGACAAAUAUCAGCAUCACCAGUUCAACCCAACACUCCCGUGUCCCAUUCUGCACUCAAUUUGAUGAAUCCAACACCUUUGUCAAUACCGUCUACAAUUCCUGGCCCAGUUAUGCAUUCAGGACAACAACCUGGUCCACCACACCCACACCCUUUUGCAUCGCCUUUACAUCAUCCUCACCAUCCGCUUCUACACCCAUCUAUCUUCCAGCUCUCUGCAGCAGCAGCAGCGCAUGCCAUGCAUCCUUAUUAUCCGCAUCCUCAUCCUGGUUACUCUAUGCCAUAUCCAUACCCAUAUGGACCCCUACCACAACCGCAUCCUAUACCACCUAUGCAUCCAGCAUCCAGCACUCCAGGAAGACAUGAUCCUGUAAAACCAUCGACAAUAGAAUCUACAACAAUGCUUAGUUCUCAUCACAGCACCAGUUCGUCAGUGACUACAAGAUCAUUAAGAGAAAUAUCUGAGAGCUCAGAAGACCCAAGAAAUCCAAAUGCCACUACUGAAAGGCACCAGCUUCACGAAACUACGAUGACUCACCAUCAUUCUACCAGUCAUCAUAGUGCGGUUCAUACUAGUACAGAAAAACAACCCAGUCAUGCUGGAGGUGGUACCAACCACACAUUGUCGAUUUCUCAUUCAACAUCUAGUAGUUCGUCGCAGUCAAUACAACAUAAAAUUAAUACACAACAAAAAACAAACUCUCAUUCAAGUUCUCCGCAUCAUUUAUCAGCAAGUGUAUCUCAGACAACAAGUUCUUCUUCGAGUGUAAAUGUCACAAAUAAUCACACGCACCACCAUUCUCAUCAUUUAGCCCAUCACCCAGAGAGACUUUCACCGGCUGACUCAAUGUUACUCCGUCAUCAUCCGAAAAUGAUACCCGGAAAUCCUAACCAUUUAAUGAUUCAACCACCUUCUAUGGGCCAUCCUAUGGGAUUAGGAUUACCACCAGGGCCUGGACCGAGUUCUAUUGAAAGCCUUCGCUUACACGCUCAAGCCGCUGCGGGUCUUCAAUCUUCUCAUGGAAGAUCUGGUUCUCCACAUCAAUUACAUGGUCAUCCACAUUUACGUGGGCCCCCAAGACCGAUUCCUGACGAAAACACCGAGUUAAAACUUGAAACGCAAUCUCAGCCUGAAGAAGAAGAAAUCCCAAGUCCCGCACAUAUACCACAUGGUCCUAGUCCUGAGCCGAAGAUAGAAGACACAGAAUGCCAUAGAUCACAAUCAGCAAUAUUUUUGAGGCAUUGGAAUCGGGGCGACUACAAUUCUUGUACUAGAACCGACCUCAUUUUCAAACCGGUCCCAGAAUCAAAAUUAGCACGUAAACGCGAAGAACGAUUGCGAAAACAAGCUGAACGCGACAGAGAAGAGAGAGAGAAAAUUGCGCAACAAGCGCAUAGAAAGAUCGCAACACCAGAGAAACCUGAAACGAAACCUCCCUCAAGAGGUGCAAUAGAAACGAUAACGUCGCCGUACGAUCGCUUUCCGAGACCACCCGGUUACCCAGAAACUCCAGCACUGCGUCAACUGUCCGAGUACGCGCGGCCCCACGCCGGUUUCAGCCCCGGCAACUUGCCGCGUCACUGCAUGGACCCGAUGCUCCAAUACCAACUCAGCUCAAUGUACGGCGCCGCAGGGGCUCGGGAGAGGCUCGAACUGGAGCACCUCGAGAGAGAAAAACGGGAUAGAGAGAUCCGGGAACUACGCGAGCGCGAGCUCAACGACAGACUGAAAGAGGAGCUCCUCAAGAACAACGUCGGCCCGCGAGCUCUCGAUCCUCAUUGGCUCGAAAUGCACAGAAGAUACGGCAUGCCGCCCCCGCCGCCGCAGGGCGCCAUACCGGUUCAAUUCGGAUUGUACCCGCCGGGACACGGGCCCGCCGCGCUCUCCCAGUUGGAGCGCGAGCGGCUCGAAAGACUCGGCAUUCCACCGGCCGGGGCGGGUGGUGCCCCGCCAUCCGUGCCCGUAUCGGGUGCGGGCCCGCAUCAUCCUCAUCACCCUCACCCUGGCGUGGCGGCCGCACAACUGGAGGCGGCCGAGCGGCUCGCGCUCGCUGCCGACCCGAUGGUGCGACUGCAGAUGGCCGGCAUCAACCCGGAGUACCACGCUCAUACCCACGCGCACACGCAUGCGCACUCGCACACGCACCUACACCUGCACCCAGGGCAGCAAGCGGCCGCGGCGGCGGCGGCGCAGCAGGAGGCGCUAGGGCUGGGCCCGUACCGGCCGCUACAUCCGGAACUCCUGGGCUCGGUGGGCCGGCCCUACGCCGAACAGCUGGCGCAGCAGGCGGCGGCUCACGAGCAGCUGCAGCGCCAGUUACUGUUAGAACGUGAACGUGGUUUCCUGCAUCCUGCGCACCACGACGACUUCCUACGUCAGCAACGCGAACGUGAGCUCAAGGUGCGAGCACUGGAGGAGGCGGCCCGCGCCUCUCGCCCUUAGUGCGCCCUCGUGAUCGCUUCGCCGCUGCGCAAUUAAUGUUCAGGCCUGUACCGUUGUCUCCUUGACGAGUAAAGAUUCCGAAUGUUCCCUGCGGAUCCGUGAUGUGUCGAGCGGUGUAAUAAUAAGUAAAAUUUCUCUUCCGAAGGAAGAGUGACAAUUAUAAUAAUGUAAUUUAUAUUCGUCUAACUUGAGUUUUCAUAACGAUUUUAUAGCUGCAUGGUCAUGUAGUAUGCUUAUUUUCCAUGCUCAAAUUUAUUUCAUAACUACUAGUCAUAAUUAAAAAUGUAUCAUGUGAAGAAUGACGUGAUGUCAUGUGUUUCAUAUAAUUACAUAAUUAUUUUAAUUUAUUUUUAUGAUGGAACUCGAGGUGCCGGCUUACAUUAGUAAAAACAAUUACAUGACUAGACAGAUGUGACCUUCAAUUUAAGUAUAGUAGUAGUUGAUUUCCAUUCAUGACACUUUUAUUUAUAAUCGCAAUGGUAAAUUUUAAAUGUAUAGAACAAAGUAGAGUCUGUGACUUGCCUUUCUAAUCAACUUGCCUUUUAUAAUUGACUUUCUUAUUCUAUAUAUUGUAUAAGGAUAAGGAAAUAUGUUUCAUGUAUAUUAUUUACACGCUAUAGUUUACUCCUGUGAAGAUUUUACUUAACUCAUAUUUUGAAUUCAUUAAAAUGUAAUAUGACUAAUAUGCAUUAUAAUGUAUUCUGUAUAAACAAAACCUAUUCAGUUGCCUGUUUAUGAAAAUAAUUAUAUUCACAUAUCAAACAUAAGAUUGUAAUUUCAUGGUGAACUUUGAUAUUAAGUGUUGCCAUAAAGGCAUUUAUAAUGGCAACAGGCAAUAAUUUUUGUAACAAUUUGGUUAUAAAAUUCUUAAGUCUAAAGAAUAAUAAUGAGUCAACUUUUCAAAGCAUUUACUUGUUAUGAUCGUGAAUAAGUAUGUCAAACUGGUAUUGUUAACAAAUGACUGCUAAUUUACUCAAAAAAAUGUUGUUAAUAAGUAUUAGUUACUUUAGUCAUUUAGAUAUUAUUUGUAUAUCUAAAAUCACUAUGUAACAUAUGGGUGCAAGAUGAUUUAAGUAUAUUUAGCAGCAAACACUUCAUUUUAUGUCAUUAUAAAAUAGUAGAUCUUAUUCAUCAGAAAAUAAAUACCUCACUAUUUUGCUAGUUGCGACGACUUCUGUAAGCCACAAUAAGAAAGAAGUUAGUUUGGAAACCUCAUGAAAUUUAUUAAUUUAUAAUUAUAAUUGAUGAAGUCGAUGUGUUAUUAAUUCAUGGAUUGUUUAAAAAUAGCGGUGCUUAUUUCUAUACUUUCGUAACUUUUCCAUUUGUUGAUCACUAUAUUAGUUAAAGGUAUAUCAUAAUAUAAUUUUUGAAUCAUGUCCGAUUAACAAUAAAUUGGCAGUCUUUUUUUAAUGUACUUUUUGUAUUAUUAGACCAAUUGAUGAAAGAACACCCGAGAUUCACGAAAGCUGCUCUGCAAAUUGAAGCCUUAUUUUGACCAAGUACAAAGUAUUUAUUCGAUGCAAUAAAAAAUAUAUUAUCGGUUCCAAUUUGCAGAAAUGCCUUAUUCAUAGCAGCUUGGCACAACUGGAAAAUUUCUCAUUGCUUGAAAAUAUUAUUUGAAGAGCACUUUGAAUUCAUUAGAAAUAUUAAUAUUUCGAGUCCAUUCGUCGCAGAGAGUGCUAUUUAAAUGCGGUUUCAAAAAGACUAAUGUCACAUUGUAAUACACUUUGUAAAUGUACCUAAAGAUUGUAAUUUUCGCCCAAUGUACACAUUCGGUAAUUCUACUGCACUAUAUAUUGUAAUAUAAAAUUCCCUUUAUAAGAAAUAGAAAUUAUUAUAGAAUCGUAAUAAGGAAGUUAAAAAGAUAUUUGUAGGGAUAAAAGUUUCAAAAAUUUCGCUUUGUAGGUGUUAUGUUGGUAAUUUGCCAUAGUUACUUUCGGAUAUUUAUAAAGAUGAAAUGAGUAUUAUUUUUAGAGACAAAUUAUAUCUUAAUUAAGAGGUUGCGUGUCGGUUUAAAACUUCAUUUAUUUAGACAAUAAGGUUAAUGGAUGUCUUAGUGCUUUUGUGUAAAUUUUUUUGAAUAAUAUAUGUGAGAAAAAAAUUCAUUGUGUUAU